GUUCAAUACCAGCUGUUUCCUCAUUUGAGCUUUCAGAUUCAUCUCUACAGCGCCACCGUUACUGCAUAUCUGGUCGUCUUUUCCGGCGAGUCAAAGCGGCGAUUGUUGAACGGUGGAGGAUUAGAUCUCUGUGCUGCUGGUGAAGCCGAUCGAUCGGGGUUUAGAUGUCGUCGUCGUACUGGUGUUACCGGUGUACGCGGUUCGUUAGGGUGUUUGCCGACAACAGCGUGGUGUGUCCUCACUGCGAUAGUGGAUUCAUCGAGGCGGUGGAGUCGGCGCCGGCCUCGCCGGAAGCUCGGACGCGGUUUCCGAUGUGGAGUGAUAGAUCCGACCCCGAUCGGACUGGGAACUUAGGGCUAAGACGGAGCCGGCGCAAUCGGGGGGAUAGAUCUCCGUUUAAUCCGGUUAUCGUUCUGAGAAAUCCGGCGGAAGGGGGCGGGGAGGAGGGCGGAAAUGGAGGAGAACGGAGUUACGAGCUGUAUUACGAUGAUGGAGAAGGGUCGGGGCUCCGGCCGUUACCACCGACUAUGUCGGAGUUUUUAAUGGGGUCAGGGUUUGACCGAUUGCUUGACCAGCUGGCGCAGAUUGAGAUAAACGGGUUCGGGCGACCCGAGAACCCGCCGGCGUCAAAAGCCGCAAUCGAGUCGAUGCCAACCGUCCAGAUCGCCUCCACACACAUAAACUCCGAUUCACACUGCGCCGUUUGCAAAGAAGCCUUCGUUCUCGGCGCGGAAGCUCGCGAAAUGCCGUGUAAGCACAUAUACCAUCCCGAUUGCAUUCUGCCAUGGCUGACUCUUCGGAACUCCUGCCCCGUCUGCCGCCACGAGCUGCCCGCAGAGUCUACUGACGAUCAGAAUUCCGAGCAUUCCAACCACUCACGAAACGAAGAAGAAGCAAUCGGCUUAACCAUCUGGAGAUUGCCGGGAGGAGGGUUCGCGGUGGGAAGAUUCUCCGGAGGGAGAAGAGGCGCAGAAAGAGAGCUUCCAGUAGUAUAUACCGAAAUGGAUGGCGGAUUUAACAAUGGUGUUCCCAGAAGAAUAGCUUGGAGGUCGAGGAGAAGAAACAGGCGCCGAGAUGGCCAUGGAAUCACUAGAAUUUUCACUAAUUUCAUGUCUAUUUUCCGGAGAUUCAGAUCAUCUCCUCAGUCAAUCACAAUAAACUCCAGUAGCUCUGAUUCAUCCAUGUCGGAAUCAUCUAUUUCUCGUAGUCGCAGCGUUUCAGCUUCAUCAGUCUUCAGUAGAUACUUGCGGAGGAGCAGCAGAAACUGGGUUCCUGAAGAGCCCAAUGGAAUUUCCAGAUGAAGUGGCAAGGUUUCUUGAGGUUGCUGAAGACAGUGUCUUAGGAUACCACACCCUGCUCUUCAAAGCCUGGGAUACUAAAAAAAAGCACUUUUUGUAAAAUGAUGAGCUUUUGUCCUAGUAUUCUUCUUUGCCAUGAAUGGGCAUCCAUGUUUUUGCCUUGGUGGAUGGCACUUAAUUUCAAAGAUAUGCUGUCUUUUUGCCAAGUAAAGUCACUAACUUUAGCAUGAAAGGAUGUGCCUUUGGUUGAAGAAUCAGGUCGCAAUUCAUUUAACUCCAUUGACGCUCCGGAACAGUAUGUAUGUAUCCUACCCUUUACUUGUCUCA
Molecule: messenger RNA, 1625 nt
Organism: Ipomoea triloba (trilobed morning glory)
Lineage: Eukaryota; Viridiplantae; Streptophyta; Magnoliopsida; Solanales; Convolvulaceae
Product: E3 ubiquitin-protein ligase RDUF2-like
Exons: 2
Coding region: 165-1301 (378 amino acids)
Biological process (GO): protein ubiquitination
Cellular component (GO): cytoplasm
Molecular function (GO): ubiquitin protein ligase activity
Source: RefSeq, a predicted model, not a curated record